This is a messenger RNA of Cyanidioschyzon merolae strain 10D, 837 nucleotides long. RefSeq names its product probable protein disulfide isomerase. Bases 1 to 837 code for a protein of 278 amino acids. Lineage: Eukaryota; Rhodophyta; Bangiophyceae; Cyanidiales; Cyanidiaceae. Gene Ontology annotation, cellular component: endoplasmic reticulum lumen. The record is from RefSeq and is a predicted model, not a curated record. Gene Ontology annotation, biological process: response to endoplasmic reticulum stress. Gene Ontology annotation, molecular function: protein-disulfide reductase activity; protein disulfide isomerase activity. The transcript has a single exon.
AUGCGAGUUUCCGUGAGCGAUCCGAAGGUGUUUCGAGGUCAGGGCUUGUCGAGUUCGUUACGGCCAGUGUACCGCAAGUCGUGCGCAUUGUGGAUCAAGUUUGCGGGCAUUUUUCUUGCACUGAGCCUGUUUAGCGAAUGCUCAAACCUAGCGCUCGUCCUCGGCACCGAUCAUGAGCUGUCCAGGAACGACACGCUUCUGGAGCUCACCAGAUACAGCUUUGAUCGAAAAGUGAAAGAGUUGCUUUCAGACCACCCUGCAAUGUUGUUACAGGUGUACGCGCCAUGGUGUGGGCACUGUCGUCGCUUUGAACCUACUUUGCGCAGAAUUUCACAGCAGUUAGCAGGGGGUUGCCGGGACCCGCCCACACACCCGUGUAUCCCGGUCGCCAGAAUCGACGGAGAUCGCGAAAUGGUCCUUGCGCUGCGCCUGGGGGUCUGGGGAUUUCCCUCGUUUUACGGGCUCAGGGCGAAUCCGGAUAAUCCGAAUCGACCAGUCGUUCUGUUCUACAAUGGCUCACAUGAUCAGGAUGCACUCGUGGCUUUUGUGGAUAGAGUAGCCAAACAGGUGCCCAUUGACGCUAUACCAGACGCGGUGCGUCUGGAUGGGUGGCGUCAUCCGUUUGGCGCCAUCCUACGGCUGGCCUCUGCGGGUGUUUUGGCGCCGUAUCAGGCGGCAGCGGGGCUCUCCUCACUGAUGACGCGUUGGCAGUUCUGGGCUGUAUUUGCGGUCGCUCUAACAGGUAGCCUGCUUUACUGGCGUCGUCGGCGACCAUGGAUGCCGCGACAAUACACGCGGACAGCCACCAUGAACGGACACGUGAAAAAACCCCAAUGA